AUGCAUGAUAAAGAUCAUUCAAUCCAAAUCGACGAUGAACCUUCCUCAGAUCCACCUAGUCAUCCUUGUGAUACCACUACCACCACCACCAACACCAGCACGAAUAACUCAUCACCCACCGAUAGCGAAUCCUCACUUCAAAACAACCCCGAUGGCAGAACGAUCACCUUUUCAGAACCCAUCAAUCAACCGCAAAACACCAUCACUUUCCGAGAAGAUACCAAUGUCCUCAGAGAACGAGAACGUAAAAAAUUAUUACAGAACCGAAAUAACGAAGAAGUGGAACAGUUACCGUUACAACGUACGAAUUCCGAAUAUGAAAUUAUGAGACAGCCUGUCGAAAAAUCGGAAUUGACCAAAAAUGAAAAGUAUCGAAUUGGUGGUACAGAGUAUCGUGCAUUAGACAUGUUGGCACGAAUGGUGCCUAUCUAUUAUAUUGGAUUUAUUAUUCUUUUCGGCUUCUUUUUUCGUAUCUAUGUUGCUGCUUCCACUUACGCACAAGAGAUCCUAAGAACUUCCAAUGCUAGUGGACCUGUAGACCCUUGGUUUUUUUCAAUGUUCAUGAGUCUUUCAAGUUUCACCAACCUCGGACUAAACCAUUUGGACAGCAGCAUGAUGGCCUUUCAAAAUGCGCCUGCUCCGCUCAUACUUGCUAUCAUCUUGAUUUUGGUCGGAAAUACUGCAUUCGCCAUCCUGUUAAGGUUCAUCAUCUGGCUCUGCUUUAUCCUCACCCCAAAAUCAAAUAUCAUGCGCCGUGAAACAUUUCGGUACCUCUUGGAUCACCCUAGAAGAUGUUACACCACUUUAUUUCCUGCAACCCAAACUUGGUGGCUCUUGAUCGUCUUGGUUGGUAUCACCCUGGUGGAGCUCAUCUGCUUUCUCGCCUUAAAUUAUUGGUUGCCCGUCUUGGCUGGUAUCAGCUGGGGUUCCAGGUUCUUGGAUGGCCUAUUUCAAUCUGUUGCCACGAGAAAUGCUGGCUUCAGUGUAGUCAGUCUUGCAGAUUUAAAUCCUGGCGCACAAUUGGUUUAUAUCGUUGCCAUGUACAUUAGUGUCUACCCUGUUGCGAUUUCGAUGAGAAACAGUAAUAUCUAUCAGGAACGUGCACUAGGCAUAUUUCGAGGUGAAGAUGAGGAGCCAGUACGAUUUUCCGAAAACGAUUUAUCCACCGCACCUUUUAUCAAGUUGAAACGACACUCGACUAUGACGAGCAUUGCACAAGGCACCAAGAAAUUACUAAAGGGACCUGACUUUUUUGUGAUUACACAGAUUCAAAGACAAUUAACGAGUGAUAUCUGCUGGGUCAUCACGGGCAUAUUUUGUAUUUGUGUAUUGGAAGCAGAAUCCAUCAUGUCACCUUCUCCUGUGACAAUUGCUACAGUGAUUUAUGAAUGCGUUUCAGCAUUUGGUAAUGUAGGUGCAUCCACUGGAUAUCCAAACACAGCCACUUCACAGGCAGGCCAAUAUCGAACUCUGAGUAAAUUAGUAUUGAUUAUUCUCAUGUACAAGGGCAGACAUCGUGGUUUACCAGCAUCCAUUGAUCGCUCCAUCUUAUUACCAUCGGAUGAAUUAGCAGAAAAAGAAAAAGAAGACGAAGAGAGAAGAAGAAACACGUCUGUCUCGCUAAUUCAUAUUAAUGAUACAGUGGGUUCAAGCACGGGUACCAAUGGUCCUGACCAUGUCAUGUAUGCGAGAUCAUGUACACUUUAG
This is a messenger RNA of Mucor mucedo, 1707 nucleotides long. RefSeq names its product cation transport protein-domain-containing protein. Gene Ontology annotation, molecular function: high-affinity potassium ion transmembrane transporter activity. The record is from RefSeq and is a predicted model, not a curated record. Lineage: Eukaryota; Fungi; Mucoromycota; Mucoromycetes; Mucorales; Mucoraceae. Gene Ontology annotation, biological process: potassium ion import across plasma membrane; intracellular potassium ion homeostasis. The transcript has 3 exons. Bases 1 to 1707 code for a protein of 568 amino acids. Gene Ontology annotation, cellular component: plasma membrane.